Molecule: messenger RNA, 3051 nt
Organism: Physcomitrium patens
Lineage: Eukaryota; Viridiplantae; Streptophyta; Bryopsida; Funariales; Funariaceae
Source: RefSeq, a predicted model, not a curated record
AGUUAUGACCACCAAACCCAACAGAAUGGGAAGAAGAGUGGUGUGCUGUGCCCACAACACAGUAUUUACACAAAGGAGUCAACACUGAUAGAGAGAGAGAGAGAGAGAGAGAGAUGUGUUAGGCCACCCAUAAUCUCCGAAUCUUUCAUUGUUGAAGCAUCUGCUUCACUGGAGAGAUGCAGCUUCGAUGCAGCAGCUCCUCUGGUGGACUGAGGGAGUAGGAGGACACUUAGAAGACACAUGUUGGAAGACACACAGAAAAAAAUGGUUUGAUUCUUCUACAGAAGGAUAUAAAUAAACAGAAAAGAAAAGGAAAGGAGAGGUUAGAAUUUGAGCUAGGAGGGAGGUGACUAGUUGUGUAGAAAGCAAGCAAACAGAGAUCAUGGAAGUCACACUGGGUUCACAAAAAGGAGGUCGGUUCUCCUGCUGCCAAAAUUCACGCGCAUUGCCACACCUGCUGGUACGCUUGCAAUGUAAAUGUGGCUAUCAGGGAUAGACAGCUACCGGUGUCUAGACAAGAGCGCCAGUGCACAUUAACUAGGAGGGGAAAGGGUGAGGAAUUGUAGGUGUGUAGAGAUGGCGUUGCGCGAGGGAGGGCAGGGGGAGACCAGCUGCACCUUUCUUUUCAAGAUGCCUGCCAUCUUCUUCACCCUCUCGAGGUGUGUGCCGUCAGGGUCUGCUGACUGCCUGUCCGUCUGCCUGGCACCGCGGCGUCACUCCCGAGACCAUCGCCUCACCUCUGCUGCAGAAACGAGAGAUCACCAUGGACGGGGUGAUGCCAACAUGGAGGAGGAGGAGGAGGAGGAGUUGCAGCGAGAGCCGGAUGAAGGUGAUGGGACCAUCACCCCGGGCUCACCACAUCUCCCCACCCACCCACCCACCCACCCACCCCUCUCACAUCAUCAGAGCCAUGGAGCUGCAGCUUCGCUUUGUGGAGCAACAACGCCAAGAUAUAGAACUCACGUACCCAGACAAACUUCUCUAUGCGGUACCAGUCCCUAGGAACUACUACUAGGAAUCAUUGCCCAUCUUGAUUUUUGCAAUUUCAACGUUGCCUGUCGACAGUUUCCGUGCCAUUGCAUCAGGCGAUGGUUUUUCGCUAGCUUGCCUAUGAUUACCGAUUCAACAGCCGCUGACUUCCGGAGAGGAGCUCAUCGAGCGGAUCAAAUUAGGAGUUGUGACCCUCCGGAAGGUUUCGGGUUUGGUUUCCCGGACUGCAGGAACCGUCGAGCUGCCUUCGGGCGCGGCAUUCCAUUUCUGCCAAUCCGACCUGAAUCUUGACGUUCGAUACGCAUCCACAGAUUGCACUUAAGCAGUAGACGAUCGCGCGCUGCAUCCACUUCUCGGUAGUAGUAGUCGAUACCCCAAGGGUGAUGUUGUAUCCCUCGAUCCAUUGACCGCGUUCCAUUUCCUGCAUUCUUAUUGCUAGAACUGCCGAUUGAGAAUUCAAUAUCUGAGGCAGAGCACCCGUAGAGGACCCGUCCCAUUGGCAUUGUCUUUUGCGGGACAUUCAUCACUGAGUACCCCACCAGAGUUGAUUGAAAUUCACUGCAGCAGUUGCCCAGUCAGGGCGGACAGGCUCAUUUCUGGCUCAAAACCCGGGAUCACGUCGGUCCUGGUUGGAGAUGUGUGCAUCAAGGUGGAGAGGUGCUGCAGGAAGAUUUGGGCACUGCAACUUGAGCCCCGUUAUGGUUGCUUUCUCGAUGAUGAGCUUGGCGGUUUUGAUAGUGUUUCCUGCCACAGUUGUUGCUCGCAUCGGCCCUGGAGUGACUGACCCUUCGGUACCAACGAUCUUUCAUAUAAAGCAAAUGCCGGCACUCUCCUCUCUUGAUGCUGAAAAUAAAUCACGAGGCGUUCAGGAUAUGAGAGACGUACCGCAGCAAGCAGACACCAUUUUUGGCCAUCCCCAGGGGAAAAGAAUCUCUGAUGGAAGCAGCAGCAGCAGCAGCAGGAGGGGAUUAGUAGGAUCGUCUCCCCCGACUUGCCGAUUCAGGUGUGGAACGUGCACGCCCUGCAAGCCAGUGCACGUUGCCAUUGGCAGCCCACACGGAGUGAUCUCCGAGACCGAGUAUUACCCCGAGGUAUGGCGGUGUCAGUGCGGCAACCGGUACUACAUGCCUUAAAGCUUCAUCCCCACAUUCAGUGCGGCAACGCAGCAACACACAUUCGCAGACUGAUCCAACACCGCCUCCUCCUCAUUCUCCUCAUCUUCCAUUGUACCAUACUCUUCUCACGGUUGAGGUCACUCCUUGUGAUCCAGUCCAGCUUGUGGGUGCAUCUCGACAUGAAGAGGGCGAUGAAUAAGAUCCAUCGUCACAGGAUUGGAGAUAUGCAACCAGAGUGCUCCGAUAGUAAACAUACGAUCUCAGGUAGAGUUAGAAAAGCCUGCCUUUUUCUUCUUCUUUUUGUUUCCAUCUUGUGUUGGGUGGUGGUGGUAGUGUUAUUGAAGAAACGAGCUUAGGUUGGGAGCAUACUGAAGAGCAGGUACAUAAUACUAGACAUUCUCUAAGUAAAUUAAAGUAACACUAGACUAAACUAGACUAGACUAGACUAGACUAGCUUGCCCCCCUUUGCUUUGCUUUGUCAGGGGUGUCCAGUUCCUUAUUACAUCUCCAACUUGGUCUUCUUCACUAGCUGCAACUCUUGUAUUUGAAGGCAGAACUAUUACCACAAAUGAGAAAAGGACAGAAAACGGACACUAAUGAGCUCUUUCUCAUGACACACACAUACACACAUAUAUAUAUAUAUAUAUAUAUAUGUUUGUUCACACGGGGUAGUCUCCCUUUCUUUAUUGUUUUUAGAGAGUGGAGAAAGGCCAGAUAUAUAAUAGGACUUUUCACACACUCUGCAUUCUUGUGGCAGUAUGCCAAGGCUUAGGAAAGAGGAAAUCUAUGGAUGAGAAGUAAAAAUAUAUUUAGUUGGAAGCUUGAAUGGUUUCUUACACUCUUGGAGAUGCUCCAUCCCAAGUCUACAGACUCAAAAGUAUGAAGUGUCUUAUUUUACAAUAAUAAAUAUAUAGAUGUGAGAAUUUUAUUCUCUUCUUCAAUAACA